GUGCUGCUGGUGUUUUGGUUGGACAUCCGUUCGACACAGUGAAGGACGUCCUUGAAUUACGACGCACUCGACCUCGGACGUUUCGACUUUACGACGACCGUGCCUCGUCCGCCAUUUUGUCCCCAGCGCCAUAGUGUUUCUGCUUAGCUAGUGCAUAGUGCUUGUCUGUGUUUGUGUGGCGGGAGUAUCUUUGCAUUUUUCACCCUCCUUUUUUCACACUCUCAGCAGUAAUGGUAAGUACAGCAUCUUAUUUUUUUAUUUUAAUGUAUUUUAGUUUCUUUAUACGAAGUGUUAACCUUUCCUGCUACGGUCACCUGACCGUGGUUGGGAGACACAGGGGUUAACUCCCUUCUCUCGUUGCACAGCUGAGCUGGGUGGCGGCAACAAUAAAGGCACGAAGCACCGAUUUGCUGCUUUAACGGCUUUAUUAGCUCCUCUGCACAUUCAACGUCAACGGGUCCUCCGCUAAUCGCUACUCUUCCCCGGUCGCCUUCACUACACUUGCCACUGUACACACUCGCACCGGCACGCACUCCUUCCUCCUUCGCAGUCCCAUCGAACGACGCCUGCGCAGUCCCGUCUCACUCACACAUCGACGCAGACGCCCACACACACUGAGCUUGCUGUCACAAUCACGUGGGACAAUACCUGUAACCAAAGUAAAUUUCGACUUUAACAGUGAAAUCCGACUUACGCAGAAAAUCGUGUUACAGCGCCAGCGUAGGAACGGAACUCGUUUGUAAAUCGAGGACUUCCUGUACCUCAAAAUGUAAUUAUAUGCACCUACAACCUAAACCAACUUAAAUGUAUGUUUUGUAAAAUGAUUUCUAUGUACAUCUUCAGAAACACACAGAUUGUCUUGAGUAAAUGGUGAAGAAGAUACAUUGUGGUUGUUUAUCUACUGCCCCUUUUCCUGUAGCAAGGAAGUAGCCAGGGCGCUUUUGGAAGGAAAUUAAGUAAACUUAAGCAUAGGGCUGGGCGAUUAAAUAUUUGUGUUGCUUCAUUGGUGUUUGUUUGUUGAUUUUUUUGUGGCUACCGUAGUUCAAAGAGCAUCCCCGCCAAUGUGCAUUGCAAUCACUGAGGUGCACACAAGGUGGCCGAACAUAGCUGAACUGGCGUACAGGGUUCAGAAACUACUUUUCAUGAGUGCCCGACCGUAGGCAACUACGUUUGCUGCAAUUCGACAAAUAUGAAUUGCAGAAGAACGGCAUCGCAACGUCGCAGAUUUAGGCUAACGGCCUAUCAAAAACUUCAUGUCGCAUCAUAUUAGCUUUCGCAACAAAACAUUUUUCUGCAUACGAAGCGAGAUCCAGCCGACCACUUCCAAGCUGUACCAAUACAGAACGUACAACAGCUUCUCAAAUGUCCACACACUCUCCUUUAUUUCUCACCCAUUUCUUCUCUUUUUGUUAUAAUAUACCGAGCUACAACAGGCAGGGCAAUCCGUUUCUUUCUUGAAAAUUGCACCACAUUUGUGGCACUAUAAAAAAAUAAUAACAAUGUUAUGUUCACAAUGUUUUUUCCCUGAUAAGAACACCAGGGGUCACAGUUUUUCUGUUGCACCAAGUUGGUAUGUGCGAGGGUCAUUUGCUGGGUGUGAAUCACUGACUGCAAGUUAUUUGCCAUUCUCCAGUUCAGUCGCCUGCAGCAGAGAGGAGCUAGUUUACAGGAGUCGCAGUCAGUGUUGCCAAUUUUGUGAUUUGGUCACUAUAUUAAGAAUUUAAAAAGAAAUGGGAUUUUUGUGAAAAAAACAUCAGGUUCUAUUUAAAGGCCAUAUCAUCUAACCCAAUUUAAACAUACAGUAAGUAGCCUUCUGUCCUGUUUCCACCCCAGUUUAUGAAUCAGUUAAAUUAACAAUGCUCAUAUUAAUAAGCAGUAAUGGAUAAAAAUGGCUUUUUAAUAUUAUGUUACAGUGGAACUUUUAAAGUCAGACACCUAGACGCUGCUCAAACUUUGUUUCUUUUUCGGACCCAUAGGAAAUAAUGCAAAUUGUGUUAAUCUAUUCCUGGCUCAAACUGUCACCAUCAACUGCGCAGGUAAUGUUUUAAGACAAACUGGCCACUGUGUAAGAAAACUAAAUUAGGCUAAAAUAAAUCUUGGUCGAAUUAACUAGUGUAUGUAAUUGACAAUUAAUUAUUGCUCGUAUUGAAUUACUGUACCAUGUCGCAUUAAGUAUCAUUUCUGUUUCUGUGGUUAUCAUAACACUUUUUGCCUUUGCCAUCACUGGUACCACUCUCUUGUGACAUCAAAAAAGCCAAGGAAUAAAAAUGUGAAGUUGAUCCUUUUUGUUUGUUUUCUUUGACUUUUGAGGCAUACCUUUCCCUGAAUAUUGUUUCCCUUACAAAUUUUGGAAUGUUUUACUUUGGAGGUCCCACUCUAAAUUUAGGUUUGAAGCAGCUUUGAAGAAAAAGUACCAUCAGAUGCUGUGGUGGGACAUUAGUUUGUUGUACAGAGCUCCCCAAUAGGGAUUGAACCCUGCUCCCAAUGGAAAAAAACAGCAAGUAAGUGAUGCCAUCCAAAAAGUUUUGUAAUUGGAUAUAGAUUCCACAGUAUGGCAGCAAUGCACUUUUAUCUAUUAGACAAGGCAAUGGCUUGACUAUGUGAAGCUCCUCUCAUUACUGCAUCAUUUUUACUUGGCACCAAAGCAAUAUUUUAUAUUAGACAUGGCUUUGGCCUGAGCACAAAAAUGGCGAAUGUGAGUUUUGCAGAGGAUAGUUUCACCCAAAAAUCUGCAAAUAGGUGAGUUCUUCAGUGAUUAACAGAAGAUGGGUUAGCCCAAAGAAAAAAACGAAUAGGGCAUAAAUGAAGAACUGCAAAUAUGCAGGGGUUCACUCACUGUACAAGUUAAACCUGCAUAGUUUACAAGUUGUGUUUUCGUGACACCAUUUUGUGUGCACUCCGGGAAGUAGUGUUGCUACAAGGCCAGCGUCAGGAUGCAGAAACACUUGCAGUACAUAUUUACAUUUAUUUGAUGUGGCUGGAUGAAUGGGCAGUGUCUGCGUGCUUGGUGUUUGGCUCUUGUGUAUUUUGCUGUGAAUAUUUAUGCUUGGCGAUGUGCUGGAAGAGGAGGAGGGUGGGGGCUGUCUUUAACAGCAACAGUGUCACUGUGUUGUAGAUGAGAGAGAGAAAUAAACAACCUCUCGACGGAAUUGGGACCUAGUAAGUAAAGUCCAGGUCUUUCUUUCUCGCCCUCUCUGUCAGGGGUGUCCAAACGUUUUCCUCCGAGGGCCGCAUGCAGAAAAAUGGAAGGAUGCAGAAAGGGCCACUUAGGCAUUCUUCAACUUUAAUUCAUUAAAUGCGUUGAAAUCAAUCCAUCAAGCAAUGUUAUAUUGUUUUUAUUUACAGAAUAUUGUAGUUGUUUUUUAAAAACUUCUACAUCACAACUUUCGGUUAAAGAUAAGCCAAAUAGUUAAGGAUUUUGAGGUGGCCCACAUUCAGAACCAAAAUAAAAGUAAAGUUUAUUUGAGUAUCAUUCAUGUGAUAUGUUCACAAAUCGGACUUUAACGUGGAGCAGAAAGUGGAUUAAAACCGUUUUUGCUUCUGAAGCUGGAUUAACUUUAUUCACCAAGCGUGUUAUGAAGAGAAAAGUUGUUACUAUUUUACUUGUAAAUAGUUUCUAUGCAGCUUUGCAUAUGUAGAAAAUCUUUAUAUAAAACUAAACUAAAUAGUAGUAGUAGUGAUCAGGUGUGUCACACUCAUGGGGGAUGGUGUUUCACAACCCCCUCAGCUUUUUCAACAUAUACACUUUAACACCAACCUCCCCCACUACGCUUUUUUUUUUUUGUUUGUUUUUUUUAAUAGCGUUCCGGACUGUUAAAUGUAGGGCUGCAACAAUUAAUCCAGUAAUUGAAUUACAAAAAAAGGUCGAAGCAAAAUCUCUACCUCAAAGCUUCACAGGGAUCAUUUAUCCACAUGCACUCAUGUUACUGCAAUCUCACGCACAACUGCAUGUAGAAAUGAGUUGGCAUGAUGGCAGUGAGCCAGGAGGAAAGAGUGAAAAAGUUAGAGAUCAUUGCUGCAGGUGUACUUUCAAUCGCUUUAUUGAACAUACCGCAAGAAAACAAACACGUAAUGAACGCAUUUAAACAUGAGCUACUCAUGGCCACAACUCACGCCAGUGUCACUCAGCACCCAGUCGAGCUAAUGGGUUACCCCAGGCGUGUCAAACUCAUUUUUGUUGCGGGCCACAUUGUAGUUAUGGUUUCAAUCAGUGGGCUGUUAUAAAUGUGGAACCGUGUAAGUGUAUACUCUCCUCAUCAUUUCAUAUACAGUGUAACCUCGGUUUUUGUAUGCCCUUGUUUUCUUGAUUAAUUUUGAAAUUUUUUCGGCCAAAAUUUUGUCCCAGUUUUUGUACAUCCGCUUGGUUUUUGUACAAUUGAAAAUGGUUCAAACGCCCGUGUCACUGCUAACUUUCUUAUUUUAAAAUGCUUGCCAUUUCUCAGUCUUAUUAAAAGUGAAGACAAUUUAAAAUGUUGGUCCCUAAGAACAUGAAGUAGACGCACAUGAUUUCUUACGUGGGCCUCAUGAAAUUAUAUGGCAGGCCGGAUCUGGCCCCCGGGCCUUGAGUUUGCAACAUGUGGGUUAGCCAGUUAACAGCCAGCCCAGUUAACACUCAUUCGCUGACACCCACGUCACUUACCAAGCCAGGCCCCACCUUUUAAAUUGAUACGCACUUAGUCACAGAUACUACAGUAGAACAUGAGGAUGGUAACCUCAAGAAGACAAAAGUCAUACCUGCACCUCACAGGAACUUGUUGUUGGUUGAUAAUGCAAAAUCCAUUAUCAAUUUGUUUACUCAAUUAAUGAGUUCAGUAAUCGGUAGACUACUCGAUUCGAAAAAUAUUCGAUAGCUCCAGCCCAAUACCUCCCAGGCCGCAGUUUGGACACCCCUGGCCUUUAUCCUGUCUUGAGCUGUACACGACUUGUAAAAAAACAAAAACACACACACACAAUAAAUCCUAACUUUGCACAUAUGCAUUUUUGUUUUUUACUCUGAUUGCCUGCUUGUUUUCCCUUUAGCAGUUUUACAUUGUCAUGUUGUGACAUCAUGAUCAUGAUGCUAACACAAGUCUGUCGGUCCUCAGGUGCGUCUUCAGGUUCAAAAUGCGGACAAGCCUCUCUACCGUGGCACAUAUCACUGCUUCCAGUCCAUUGUACGCCAGGAGUCGACGUUGGGUCUAUACAAAGGCCUGGGCUCUCCAAUGAUGGGCCUGACCUUCAUCAACGCCAUCGUGUUCGGCGUGCAGGGCAACGCCAUGCGCAAGCUGGGUCGCGACACACCGCUCAACCAGUUCCUGGCAGGUGCCUCGGCGGGUGCCAUCCAGUGUGUCAUCUGCUGUCCAAUGGAGCUGGCCAAGACCCGCAUGCAGAUGCAAGGCACGGGAGAAAAGAAGUCCAAGAGGAAGAUGUACAAGAACUCUCUGGACUGCCUUGUGAGGAUCUACAACAAGGAAGGCAUCCGGGGCAUCAACCGCGGCAUGGUGACGACGCUCCUUCGCGAGACCCCAGGCUUCGGCGUCUACUUCCUGGCGUACGACGUGCUGACGCGCCACCUGGGCUGUGAGCCGGAGGACCCCUAUCUGAUCCCCAAGCUGCUGUUCGCCGGCGGCAUGUCCGGCAUCGCCUCCUGGCUCUCCACCUACCCCGUGGAUGUCAUCAAGUCCCGACUGCAGGCGGACGGCGUGGGCGGCGUACACCGCUACGGUGGCAUCGUUGACUGCGUGCGGCAGAGCGUGCGCAAAGAGGGCUGGAGGGUGUUCACGCGUGGCCUCACCUCCACGCUGCUUCGGGCGUUUCCGGUCAACGCCACCACCUUCGCCACCGUGACUCUCUUCCUGCUGUACAUGCGAAAGGAUGACGAAUGCGUCCUGAAGGGCCCAGAGCCGCAGGCCGUACCCAUGCAGCCGCUGCAGCCUCAGGCUCAAGCCACCAGCAUCUGAGCUCAGCCGCGCCAAGCAGAAAAGUGAUUGUAGGUACAAAUCACACAGGCGUAGUAUUUAAUAAUUAUAUAGUGAGAUGAAAUGGCACUUGUACAUAUCCUCUUUUUUUAUAUACUUCAUUUUUUUAUGCUCAUUAAAGAAUAGAGCCAACGUGGUUACAGGAGUUACUGUAAUGCACAGUAACGUGUUCAAAGGCUGCGGCGCCUCAUCUGUUGCAACGCAUAUCUUCAAUUAGACUUAUUUUAUGGUGUCAAACUACCAGCUUACUCCCCCCAAGUUCCACACUACACUUUUAUCAAUUUACCCUAAUGGUUACCUAAGUUGGGGGACUCGAGUGAAACCUAAGUUUCCAAUUUUAGGUCUACGGACUUACGAAAGACUCGACUUUGACUUGAAAUACAUGACAUUUGAAAAUCACCAAUUUCAAGAUAUGCUACUCACGACAGACUGAUAACAAAUGUCUCUUUGUUAGCAAGCUAAGCUAAACUCUAUUGGGAAGCUUCAACGUGCAUUGAGAUGAGUUUAUUCGGACACGAAGAUUUGACAAAUGAUGUUUUAUUCUAGUAGUGAUUGACGCACUUGGUUUUGGGUGAAAUUUCAGGAUGAACCUAAAAUGCCCUAAAAACUUUAUCUUCUCUAAACUUUUGAAUGUACUUGUCCAACUGUUCAAUGUUUCUGUACUUUUCACACAACUUUGUUCUUUAACAAGGAGACGAACGGCAACAUAUUAAGGACAUGCGGUUCUGUGCCUUUCUGUGACUCGUCCAGUAGCUCUAAAUUUCUGCUGAUGACACUGUGUGACACUCGAAACUUAGUGGCCACUUCUAUCUGAAAACAUCCCGUUUGAAGCCUUGUGAUGGGGAAGAAGUACUGCUGAGCAUUUGUUAGGCGUCGUGAACAGCAUGAUGAAGAGGACUGUUUAAACACCAAUUCUAAUUGAACCAGGAAAUUUGCUUCAUUCAUGUUGUGAAUUUAGCCGUUAAGCAUCUUGUUAGAGAACAGAAAGUCGUCCCAAAACAGAAGUACUGAGCUGUUAGAUGUGCAUUCAAAAGUUUAGAGGCGAUCACCUGUAAAGGUUUUAAUGCGUUUUAGGUUCAUCUUUAAAUUUCACACAGAAGCCAAAUAUUCCCAAUUUGUUGUGAGUAGUGUAGUGUGCCAUUUGUUGUUUUUGAAAGAAAAUAUUUUUUGGGGGUGUAGUGUGAGCGAACGUGUCAAUCCACCAGUAUGCGCGGACGCAUAGUGCAGAGGCCACCUCAUAAAGCAAAUCUCACGGAGGGAGCAUUGAAGAUUAUUACAUUUGGAUUCAAGGAUUAUGUGUUUGCUAAAAUUGGGAAAAAGAGUGUCAACAUGGAAGGUUAGCAACUCAGAGGAAACAACAUCUAACUUUAUCCAUCACAGUCACUCAAAAACCCACAAAGACAGGAAAGCUAACUUCACAGUUUAGCUGGUCAAACAUGAACAACAUUUUCUAUCUGUUAUGCGUGUAAUUGAGAAUAAAAUAGUGAUAGACAAAACGGAGACUGAUUUUGGAACCAAAAAAACAAACAAAAAAACAACCUGAUUGUUAAUCUGUUGGUGCAGCUAACUAACAGGAGCCCAGAUAUUCAGUGCAAUGUGGCUCGUGUGUGUGAGUAAGCUUGUACGACCUGACUUAUGUCUUUCCUAAAUUGCUUGAAAUUCAGUGGGGACUUGACUUGCCUUAUUUUUUUGCUACAGUAACAGAAAACUUUAAGACUCCAGACUCCCACCUCUGAUGGUUACAAACAUACUGUACAUACAUGUAAAUAUUACAUUUGUUUUCCUUAGCUUACAGCUGUGUCAUUGUCGGUGUACAGUAUUUCUUUAUAUAGAUCCUCCAGGUUAUGACAGUGGAACUUCCAAAGUCCAACACAGUCCACUCAGUGACGCUGGUUGAGUUCCCAAAAAGUGAAAUAAGUUUUAGGUGCAAACUGCUAUUUAAAAAAAAAAAAAAAAAAAUUAUAUUUGCACACAUAACGCAAGGUUUUAGAGCAAUACUGUCACUAAGUGGCAUUGCUUUAUUUAAAACUGUCAAUUUGGUGUAUGAAAUUGAUAUUUAAUUAAUUGUAUCAGUCAUAGUAUACUGAGCAAGACUUUCCUAUGACAGUAAGGUCCAUUUUAUGUUCUGCGGUUGUCACUUUUUUCAUCACUCAUCACAGAAAAUCCAAAGAAAAAGCAGACAAAAUAAAACACGGUUUUCAGUUCAGAUGCUGCCUGAGCUGAAGUCUAGGGUUUGUUGCACUUUGGAGGUUCCACCGACCGUGCUAGACCAUCACCGUCCCGCUGCAAUGUAAAUUUUAAGCAAAAUGGCCGAUGCAGAGAAUGUGUAACGGUGGUCUUGAAUGUUUAAAAAAAAAUAAAAUAAAUUAAGAUAUUGUAUAAUAGUUGGAUCCAAAUGAUUGCAAAGCAUGUAUAAAAGCAGUGUGCCUGUGUUAAAUUAAGCACAUCUCUAUGCAAUUUACUUAUUUUUCUACUCCUCUCCCACUCGAUUAUUUAUGCCCCCUUUGAUUCCAUAUUUUGUUACAAUGUCAAUUGUGCUAAAAUGCUGUCAUCGAUUUAAUUGAGUGCCAGUAAAAGGCACACCAUUUCUUGUCAAAUGGCUUUUUUGUUUAAGGUAGUUUGAGUCAUCAAGAGGUUACAUAUGGUGUGUGUGUGUGUGUAUGUAUGUGUGUAUAUAGCGGUGCCUUGAAAUAAGAGUUAAAUUCAUUCUGUGACCAUGCUCGUAUCUCAGAACACUCACCUCAAAUCAUCUUUCUUUAUUGAAACCAAUGAAAAUGCACUUAAUCCGUUCCAGCCCCUAAUAAAACACCAACAUCAUUUGUUAAUGUGCUUUUUCAGAAUAAAAUUGCACUCAACAGUAUUGCACUGUAUAGAAACACAAUAUUUACUGUCCACAUAACCUGGAAACAUGGAAAAUGUAAGUACAAAACACAACUGUACCUAAUGCAUUGUUCUUCUGUGGGGUUUAUUGGCAUUUGGCAUACCAGCCUAAUAGUGCAUUACCGCCAUCAAUUGGUAUUGUCCUUCCACUGCAAGGAAGUCUAUGUGAAUUGAUUGUGGCCUAAUGGAGGGAGGUUUUGCUGCCCACUUCUAACAGUGGGGUUCUGAAAUGCAUAUUUUUGCUCGCAUCAAUAUGAAAAGUGGGCCCAGCAAUGGCUCAUAUAGUGAAAAACAAGCAAUUUAAGGAACUCAUAUCUCAAGGCACCACUGCAUAAUAUACACAGAUGAUAUUGCAAUAAAUUAGUCCUACCCUGCUGCAAGGCAACAUGUAGAUGCCGAGAAAGUAACAGCUGCUGUUGUUGAUUUUUCACUUGAUGCUGCUGAUUUGUACUUUUUUUGGUGGUUAUAGUUGUACGACUAUUAUAAAAUGGAACAAUUGAUCAUUAUGGUUAAAGCAGUAUUUACUGUAUACGUGAAAUUGUGUUAUUACGGGGGUUCCCCGGUUUAUGAUAAGUUCCAUUUAGAGAGAUUAAAUAGACUGAUUUAGACAGCGACGUAGAUACAUAGUAGCGACAAGCGAGGCAACCUGGUAGAAAACAGUAAAAGGUGUGAAAUGUGAACGUUUGCUUUGAGUAGGCAAACAGCCCCAUCUGGUGGGAAAAUGUAAAAAUAAAAACAAUUGGGAGCCAGAACAGAGGCUCCUCUGUUUACGACGUUCCAUUUCUCAAGUUGCGACGUUAUC
This is a messenger RNA of Phycodurus eques (leafy seadragon), 9639 nucleotides long. It is a transcript of the gene slc25a29l, whose product is annotated as mitochondrial basic amino acids transporter. Gene Ontology annotation, molecular function: high-affinity L-arginine transmembrane transporter activity. Gene Ontology annotation, cellular component: mitochondrion. The record is from RefSeq and is a predicted model, not a curated record. Gene Ontology annotation, biological process: mitochondrial L-ornithine transmembrane transport. The coding region runs from base 5202 to 5939 and encodes 245 amino acids. NCBI's taxonomy places the organism in Eukaryota, Metazoa, Chordata, Actinopteri, Syngnathiformes, Syngnathidae. The transcript has 3 exons.